GCCAUGUAUUUGAAGAGGAGGUUGCUACUCGAAAAUAAGGCCCUCAAGAUGGUCAGGGAGCCUCGAACAACAGUCGAGUACCGUGUUGAUUAUUUUCCAGGCGGUCAUUCCAUGUCACCAUUCAAUUUUCACCCCCAAAAUCUACUCUCUUUCCCUUCAAGCCUUAUCUAUAUUUAUCCUGCCACCGUCAAACUUAUUUCCCGCAUGCCCACAAACUGCCCAACCAAUUCGCUCAGUCGUUGUCAUUGCUAUCCCGGCACACCAGGCAUCCAUACACACUCCUUUCAAAUAUACAUUUCCAAGAUGUUUGAAUCCGUCAGACCCUACCUGCCAGGUUUUGUCCUCUUUUCUAUGCUACUCGGCAUCGGGGUCGAUGUCUACAAGAGGAAGAGAAGCCAGGACAGAAGGGAGAGGGAGAGGGACGAUUUCAACAAAAAAUUCCGGGAGGCUUUGGCGAAGGAUAGAAUCGGGAGAGCGAAAAAGGAGACGGACAGGCUGAAGAGGGACAAAAACACAGCGAACAGGUUAUCCGCAGUCGAACAUUGGCUCCCACAUUCACUUCCGAAGCUAGAGGACCGCAUCGAAAAGCUCGAGCACUGGAAACGCGGGCUUACCCCAACAGUACGAACCCCGGAUGCUCCGAAAGACGCGUGGCAGGAUAUUGUACAGGUCGGAAAGAUGUGAAGUACAGGUUCGUUACCUCGACACACUCCAUGUAAUGUCGUUUUGUAUCCGAGAGAGGAACACAUGGCUUCUUUGGCAUGUUGAAGAGAUGGGAGGGCCUAGACUGAGGACACUUGGAGAAUAUCAAAAUCAAAACUCCCCAUGC
Molecule: messenger RNA, 829 nt
Organism: Podospora pseudocomata
Lineage: Eukaryota; Fungi; Ascomycota; Sordariomycetes; Sordariales; Podosporaceae
Exons: 3
Coding region: 4-684 (226 amino acids)
Source: RefSeq, a predicted model, not a curated record